AUGGCUGCACUUGUUAACCAAGAAACAUCAGAGGUCUCCAGUAAUCUGGACUCCAUAUUUACGCUUCUUGAGAAGAGCAUUGUUGGCUUUGUGAAGAAUGAGCUUAAGGAGUUCCAGAGGGUUCUGAGUCUGGGUUGCCCAACAUGCUUUGAGAGCCAAGGUGAGGACGAGGAAGUGGCAGAUAUUGAAAAAGAAGAGCAGAAGAGCAGCAAAGAGGCAUUUCUGAAGAUCACACUGCAGUUCCUGAGGAGAAUGAAGCAGGAUGAGCUGGCUGACCGUCUGCAGAACAGAGCUCAUGCUGCUGUGUGCCAACGUAAACUCAAAUCUAACAUGAUGAAGAAGUUUCAGUGUCUGUUUGAGGGGAUUGCUAAAGCAGGAAACCCAGCUCUUCUGAAUCAGAUCUAUACACCACUCUACAUCACAGAGGGAGGAACUGCAGAAGUCAAUGAUGAACAUGAAGUCAGACAGAUUGAAACAGCAUCCAGGAAACCAACCACACCAGAAACAACCAUCAGACAAGAAGACAUCUUCAAAGCCCCACCUGGAAGAGAUGAACCAAUCAGAACAGUGAUGACAAAGGGAGUGGCUGGCAUUGGGAAAACAGUCUUAACACAGAAGUUCACUCUUGACUGGGCUGAAGACAAAGCCAACCAGGACAUAGACUUCACAUUUCCAUUCUCUUUCAGAGAGCUGAAUGUGCUGAAAGAGAAAAGGUUCAGUUUGGUGGAACUUGUUCAUCACUUCUUUACUGAAACCAAAGAAGCAGGAAUCUACAGGUUUGAAGAGUUUCAGGUUGUGUUCAUCUUUGAUGGUCUGGAUGAGUCUCGACUUCCACUGGACUUCCACAACAGUGAGAUCCUGACUGAUGUUACAGAGUCCACCUCAGUGGAUGUGCUGCUGACAAACCUCAUCAGGGGGAAACUGCUUCCUUCUGCUCGCCUCUGGAUAACCACACGACCUGCAGCAGCCAAUCAGAUCCCUCCUGAGUGUGUUAGCAUGGUGACAGAGGUCAGAGGGUUCACUGACCCACAGAAGGAGGAGUACUUCAGGAAGAGAUUCAGAGAUGAGGAGCAGGCCAGCACCAUCAUCUCCCACAUCAAGACAUCACGAAGCGUCCACAUCAUGUGCCACAUGCCAGUCUUCUGCUGGAUCACUGCUACAGUACUGGAAAAUGUGUUGAAAAGCAGAGCGGGAGGAGAGCUGCCCCAGACCCUGACUGAGAUGUACAUUCACUUCCUGGUGGUUCAGUCCAAACUGAAGAACUUCAAGUAUGACGGAGGAGCUGAUACAGAUCCACACUGGACUCCUGAGACCAGAAAGAUGAUUGAGUCUCUGGGAAAACUGGCUUUUGAGCAGCUGCAGAAAGGCAACCUGAUCUUCUAUGAAUCAGACCUGACAGAGUGUGGCAUCGAUAUCAGAGCAGCCUCAGUGUGCUCAGGAGUGUUCACACAGGUCUUUAAAGAGGAGAGAGGGCUGUACCAGGACAAAGUGUUCUGCUUCGUCCAUCUGAGCCUUCAGGAGUUUCUGGCUGCUCUUCAUGUCCAUCUGACAUUCAUCAACUCUGGAGUCAAUCUGCUGGCAGAAGAACAAAAAUCAUCCUGGUGGUCUAAAGUACUCACACGCAAAUGGGAACAUAUAUACCAGACUGCUGUGGAUGUGGCCUUACAGAGUCCAAAUGGACACCUGGACUUGUUCCUGCGCUUCCUCCUGGGUCUUUCACUGCAGACCAAUCAGACUCUCCUUCGAGGUCUGCUGACACAGACAGGAAGCAGUUCACAAAUUACCCAGGAAACAGUCGAGUACAUCAAGAAGAAGAUCAGUGAGAAUCUGUCUGCAGAGAGAAGCAUCAAUCUGUUCCACUGCCUGAAUGAGUUGAAGGAUCACUCUCUAGUGGAGGAGAUCCAACAGCACCUGAGAUCAGGACAUCUCUGCACAGAUAAACUGUCUCCUGCUCAGUGGUCAGCUCUGGGGUUCAUUUUAUUGUCAUCAGAAGAAAAUCUGAAUGUGUUUGACCUGAAGAAAUACUCUGCUUCAGAUAAGGCUCUUCUGAGGCUGAUACCAGUGGUCAAAACUUCCAGAAAAGCUCUGUUGAGUUGCUGUAACUUGUCAGAGAGAAGUUGUGCAGCUUUGGCAUCAGUUCUCAGCUCCCAGUCCUCCAGUCUGAGAGAGCUGGACCUGAGUAACAACGACCUGCAGGAUUCAGGAGUGAAGGAGCUCUGCAGUGGACUGGAGAGUCCACACUGUACACUGGAAACUCUCAGCUCAGCUCCUGUUUGA
Scomber scombrus (Atlantic mackerel) is the source of this 2277-nucleotide messenger RNA. RefSeq names its product protein NLRC3-like. Gene Ontology annotation, molecular function: protein binding. NCBI's taxonomy places the organism in Eukaryota, Metazoa, Chordata, Actinopteri, Scombriformes, Scombridae. Bases 1 to 2277 code for a protein of 758 amino acids. The record is from RefSeq and is a predicted model, not a curated record. The transcript is spliced from 6 exons.